Messenger RNA from Protopterus annectens (West African lungfish), 1291 nucleotides. RefSeq names its product catechol-O-methyltransferase (gene COMT). Lineage: Eukaryota; Metazoa; Chordata; Ceratodontiformes; Protopteridae. Gene Ontology annotation, biological process: dopamine metabolic process; developmental process; catecholamine catabolic process. Gene Ontology annotation, molecular function: magnesium ion binding; catechol O-methyltransferase activity. The transcript is spliced from 5 exons. The record is from RefSeq and is a predicted model, not a curated record. Gene Ontology annotation, cellular component: membrane; dendrite; axon. The coding region runs from base 230 to 889 and encodes 219 amino acids.
GGUGGAAGUGCAUGCAUUUACUGGGUACUGUAGCGAAGAACAGUUUUCUGUUAUUUCCGUUGUGGCACACUGUUUGCAUAAAGGUUUCAGCUUCUCUGUUCAGCUUUUAUUUGGUUCCUGUGAAUGCACUCUAAUGGUACUGGCGCAAAACUUCUCUACUUUAACAAAAUAAUUUUUUGGAUCACCUGUACUGCGGAAAUAGAUUCCUUUGUCGGGCUUGUUGAGCAAAAUGAUAAACUACAACAAAGGCCAAGGCAAGGAGCAGCGAAUUUUAGAUUUUGUGAUAAAAACUGCUACCAAGGGAGAUCCCAAGACAGUAGUAAAUGCAAUCGACAAGUACUGCAGUGAACAGGAGUGGGCAAUGAAUGUUGGCGAUAAAAAAGGCUUAAUUUUGGACCAGGUUUUGCAGGCAUGUAACCCACACACAGUGCUGGAGCUGGGAACAUACUGUGGCUACUCAGCUGUUCGAAUGGCCUCUCUUCUGAAGCCAGGUGCUCGUCUGCUUACUGUUGAUAUUGAACCCUACCACCUAAGCAUUGCCAGACAGAUAGUUGAGUUUGCUGGUGUGCAGGAAAAAGUGACAUUGUUAUCAGGGUCAUCAAAUGAAAUCAUCCCACAAUUAAAGGACAAGUAUCAAGUGGAUACUGUAGAUUUUGCUUUUCUUGACCACUUCAAGUCAAGGUAUACUCCUGACACCAAACUGCUUGAGGAAUGUGGCUUGUUGAAGAAGGGUAGUGUACUGCUAGCAGACAAUGUUAUUAAUCCCGGUGCACCAGAUUUCCUGCAGUAUGUCCGAACCAGCCCCCUUUAUGAGUGCACACACUACCCAGCGCUGGUAGAGUACACAGACCUUGUGGAUGGAAUGGAGAAGGCAGUGUUUAAAGGAUAAAAAAACUGAGUACAAUAUCCUGUGCAACUACUUUAUCAUUCUAAAAUUUAGAAUUUUCAGGGGGACAUGUUUACACACAAAAGCCUUUACUUAAACAUUCAUGCAUAAAAAGCGUCAGUAGGAAAAUUGCACAUUCAUGCAUAAAAAGUGUCAGUAAGAAAAUUGCACUCAGGUUAUGCAAUAUGUGUUACCUUUUGAAAGUAGACUUUUUACAAUUUGCAAUCAAAAUUAAUCCUGUCUUUAUUCAUCUUAAUGUAAUUGUAGUAAAUGGCUAGAAGUGAAUCUUAUUGUAUAAAUGUCUGUUUGCUGUAAUUUUGAUGAUUGUAGGUAACCAUGUGGUAGUGAGAUGUGCUUUUCCAAGGUCUUUACAGGACUGAUAAGAAAUAUAUCUGGACACAACAA